Messenger RNA from Oldenlandia corymbosa var. corymbosa, 513 nucleotides. The record is from the annotation of a GenBank genome assembly. Lineage: Eukaryota; Viridiplantae; Streptophyta; Magnoliopsida; Gentianales; Rubiaceae.
AUGACAUCCAAUUCCAACUUUGGCAGCUCAAGUGGCAUAAGGCGCCAGCCAAAUAUUAAUACAAGAAAAGGCUGCAUGACAGGAAAGGGCGGGCCGGAGAAUGCGGCAUGCAGAUACAAAGGCGUGAGGCAGCGGAAAUGGGGAAAGUGGGUGGCGGAAAUCCGCGAACCCAAAGGUGGUCCCCGCCUUUGGUUAGGGACUUUCCGCACUUCCCAUGAGGCUGCACUCGCCUACGAUGAGGCAGCCCGUAGGCUUCAUGGUUCUAAAGCGAAACUCAAUUUCCCCUCUACCCAUCAUUAUCGACAAAAGAUCGCCUCACCAUCAUCUGCAACUCAACAUUCACAUCCAAAUACUAUUUCCCCUGUGGCCCGUCUGGCUGUUUCAUAUGAGGAGCAGCAAGAAAUUUUCGGCAUUCUUAAUGAACUGCCAGUGGUUGAUCACUCCCAACUUUGGUCCGAGGCACAAAGGAUAUAUUUACAACAUCUCAACGACCCAGGCCUCCUUGGACCUUAA